AUGGAACCAAUCCAAAUUCAGAAAGAAAAAGAAGACUUUCAUCGUCGCCUGUUUACGUCCUCCACAAAACGUGAAAUUAAUACAGAAAAAGUGUACUGCUCGUAAAUAGGUUGUUUUUUGCCCACCUCCCCCCCCCCCCCCCCCCCCUUUUUUUUUUUCCCUCUUUCUCCCGCCCCCCCCCGCCUUUUCUUCCCCCCCAACACCCCCAACAACCCCCCCACAAAACACACUUUAUUUUUUUUUUUUUUUUAUUAAUAGAAACGCAAGCAAAUGAGCCUUUUUUUUGCUGCUUUUCUUUUUUCUUUCCGCGAUUAUCUCCACCAGCUACAUUCUCAAAUGUAAUGGAACCAAUCCAAAUUCAGAAAAAAAAAGAAGACUUUCAUCGUCGCCUGUUUACGUCCUCCAAAAAACGUGAAAUUAAAACAGAAAAAGUGUACUGCUCUUAAAUAGGUUGUUUUUUGCCCCCCUCCCCCCCCCCCUCCCUUUGCUUUUCUUGACGUCCUCGUUACCGAAGGCCUCGUCAGAUCUUAGGUCCCUAACAGGUUCCUAAACAACUCCUUACAAGACAACGUUUUAUUGUUAUUUUACAGAUGAAAGCGACAGUCAGCGUAAUGCUUCUUUUUGCCGCUGCUGUCUUUACCGUGGCCAGUGGCGCGUCAGACAAAAACUCCACAGAUGAGGAUCAGCUCAUAUCCAUCUUAAACCAAGACGAACCAAACCGUUUAGCUUGCUGGCCGCUUUGUUUCCCUACCGACAUUGACAUGAAGGGCAAGCGGGAGUAUGAAGAGAGAGCUGCAGAAGUAAAUGAAGGCGAAAAUUCAGCCAGAGCCUUUAACAAACUUCGUCGCUGGUUAGAGGUUAAAAAUAAUCCCUCAUCUCCGUUGGCCAGUUCUAGUUUAGUCGCCAGAAAACUGGGAUUAAAACCAAAUUGGGAACGAAAGGCACGGGAAUCGCAAAGUUUUCAUAGACGUGAGACCGCAGACAGUAGAAGUGAUAGGCAGCAAGCCUAUCGAAGCAGUUUUGUAUGACCAUCGACGAAGGAAAAACAGGUAAGUUUUUAGCCUGCGAAAACAGCCGAGAUUUCGCCAUUCCACUACUGGUUUCGCCGCAAAAUGACUUAUGAUGAACGACUCCAGAAAUUCCAUACUGAUGACUUGUUACCCAGUGAGGAACGAUUGCAGAAAUCCCAUACUGAUGACGCGUCACUACCUAGAUCUGGGUAGUGCUUCUGAUUGGCCGUACUUUAACCAAUCAGAAGCAAUACCCAGGAUCUGGGUAGUGACACGUCAUCAGUAUGGAAUUUCUGCAAUCGUUUAUUAGAUGUGUCUUCCAGGGAAGCCAGUGGUAGCAUCGCAAAAUGUCAGCUGUUUUCUCAGGCUAGUAAGUUUUGGGCAGUUUUUGCAAUCGUACAAAUUGUCAACCAAAACUAACAAACAAACAAGAAUUGUUGUGAGUGUUAUAAAAAAUAACAUCAUGGGAGCAUAACAGGGUGGAUCCAAGAUGGCGGCUUAUAACAGUCGUGACAGAAUUCCCACAUUAUAUUACAUCAACAAGGUUACACAACUACUUUUUGCCAUAAAAGAAUGUGAUAAUCACUGUUGUGUGCGUCAUUUUCUUUUUUUUUUCAGUAUCGCUGUAUAAAGGAACAACAACAACUUAUUUCCAAGAUGUACCGUCUUAA
Molecule: messenger RNA, 1681 nt
Organism: Porites evermanni
Lineage: Eukaryota; Metazoa; Cnidaria; Anthozoa; Scleractinia; Poritidae
Source: the annotation of a GenBank genome assembly